CCCGAUAAACCUCGUUUGGCUUUACUUAUCUCUCCCUCCAGGCUGCAGGUGACUCCGCCGAGACGGCGAGGGGGAAGAAACGAAUAGCUCGUCCUCUCUCCGCUCAGGGGAAACAUGCCUAAGCAAACUUUCCCUUUCAGUCAAUCACGCACCAGAAUCUCCGAACGAAAGCCCUAACUUCCUCAUUUUCUCUCCAUCUCAAGUUUGGCUUCAUGGAAUCCAUUUGCAGUUCGUGUUCCGCAUUUAGUGGCACUCAUUUAUUCCCUCUAACAUCCAGAGUUAACCUCCUGUCUCUUACUUCAUCUCGAUAUUCUUCAAACUUGAAUUUCUUUAGGAGGAAACAUCGUCAUUUUCGUCGAUUUAGAGGAGAAUCCUCGGAUAAGCGCCGGAUUUUGAUUCAGACAACUAAGAACUUUGGCACAUUUGCUUCUACAGCAUUUUUCAGUGACUCAAAAUCUAUCAGGGAAGACAGUUCUGUGUCGUUCCCUGUGAAUUUUCCAAAUGCCGAGAGCAAUCUACUCGAAUCUGUUCGAAAGGCGAUUGUGCUAGCGGUAUUUUUUGUAGCUGUUGGUUUCUUACCAAAUCGCAUCCUUCUAAGGCCCGCCAUUGCCGCUGUAAGUGUAGUUUCAAGAGAGGAAGUUAGAAGGAAAGAGGAAGAGUCCAAUAUAAAGGAUCAUGAGUACUCGGAUUACACUCGAAGAUUGUUGGAAACGGUUUCGCGUCUUAUUCAGAAAAUUGGAGAGGUUAGGUUGUCUAAAGGAGACCUGAAGGGAGUUAAGGAAGCAUUGAAGGAGGUUAACUCGAAAAGGAAGGAGUUGCAGGAGGAAAUUCUGAAGAGGUUGAAUGCUGAGCUGAGAGAGUUGAGAGGUGAGAAAGCAGCCCUUGUCAAACAAUCAGGAGAUAUUAUUGAUUCAGUGUUAAGGGUUAAGAAGGAGCAGGAAAAGUUGUCGAGGAAGUUGGGUGGUAGAGAGAAAUUGAAAAAACAGACUGAGACGCUGGAAGAGAGUAUGAUUGCUUCGGAGAAGGAGUACAAUGCGAUAUGGGAAAAGGUAAGUGGGAUCGAAGAUAAGAUGUUGAGGAGGGAGACGAUGGCUUUCAGCGUCGGCAUCAGAGAACUUUCUUUUAUUGAGAGAGAAAGUGAGCUUUUAGUGGAGAGGUUCAACCGUGAGUUGAGGCGCCGGCGUGUUGAAAAGCAUGGGAGGAUAGUGAUUGGAGCCCAGGUGAAGAAAUGGAAUCCCAACGUCCUUUGUCUUCAAGAGACUAAAUUGGAGACUAUGGAGCUGUCUCAAACUAGAUCGAUUUGGGGCGACAGGAACUGCGAUUGGGAGUGUGUUCCAGCAAUAGGAACAGCAGGUGGAUUGGUUAUUGUUUGGGAUCCGGAUGUAGUGGGGAUGAAGGCUAAAAGAAUGAAACCAGUCAUGGGACAUGUUACAUCUGAAUUCCAAGGUGCAUUUGUUGAGGGGAGACAAAUGGUGGAUGGUGUAUUAAUUGCAAAAGAGCUGAUAGAUUCCCGGAUUAGAAGUGGGAGAGCAGGUUUGCUAUGCAAGAUGGAUCCGGAAAAAAGCAUACGAUCAUGCGAACUGGGAUUUUUUGGAUUACAUUUUAAGGAGAAUGAACUUCAGUUCCAGGUGGAGGAAUUGGAUGAAGGGAAAUUGACUUGGAGAGCAGUGCCAGGGGUUUUCUUGGAAGAUUUCAGGGUGGGAGAAAACAGGCUGGAGAUUCCUCUAUUACAUUUUGCAGAUGACUCAGUUUUUUUUUUCUCCUGCAAUGCAUCCAGGGAGCAAAUUGAUACUCUUAUGGCCAUUCUUUGGUGGUUUGAUGUGGUUUCGGGGUUACACUUGAAUGUUCACAAAAGUGAACUGGUGGCAGUGGGAGAGGGGAUAAGUGCAAUUCCAAGUCUAUUUGAGAACCCAUUUUGGAGAGGAAUGAGAAGAGGUUGGCUGGAUGGAAAUCGAGGUAUCCAUCAAAGGGAGCUGGGGUUGCCAGAUCCGAUUGAGAGGAAAAUGAGAGAGUUUCUGUGGAAGGGGUGGAAGGAGAGUAAGAAAGUUCAUUUAGUUAAUUGGGGAAAGGUGUGCAAACAAAAAAAGAAGGGAGGGCUGGGAAGAAGAAAAAUUCGGGAAAUGAAUUUAGCCUUUCUUGGCAAGUGGUUUUGGAGGUUUGGUCACCAAAGGAAUUGCUUGUGGAAGAGAGUAAUUGAAGCAAAAUAUGGUUCAAGGAAUGAAGAUUGGGUCCGUGUUGAUGCAAAUCAGUCGUAUGGUUGUUCGGUUUGGAAGGGAAUUGAAAAAAGCUACAGUGCUUUUAGUAAGGAAAUCAAGUUUGUAGUGGGAAGGGGUACUAGAGUUACUUUCUGGUUGGAUCAUUGGUGUGGAAACAAUAUGCUAAAGGAUGAUUUCCAAGAAUUAUUUGCAAUUGCAGCAAACAAGGAGGCAAAAGUGGCUGAAUAUGUACAGUCUCAAAAUGGACACAUUCCAUUGAAGGUGUCUUUCUUUAUUUGGGAUGCUUACGUGAAUAACAUUCCUACAAGAGACAAGUUGGAGCGCAUCCUUUUGGACCGAGAUAGGGUGGUGGCUAAAACAUGGUACAAUGAAGAAAAAAAUCGUUGGGAAAUGGAUUCAAUUGCUGUUCCUUAUGCUGUUUCCAAGAAGCUUGUGGAGAAUGUUCGCAUCAGGCAUGACUGGGCUGCAAUGUAUAUUGCUCUCAAGGGUGACGACAAGGAAUAUUAUGUUGAUAUCCAGGAAUUUGAAAUGCUAUUUGAAGAUUUUGGAGGGUUUGAUGGGCUCUAUCUCAAAAUGUUAGCUUCUGGUAUUCCAACUGCUGUUCAGCUUAUGCAUAUCCCAUUGUCAGAGCUGGAUAUCCGUCAACAGUUUUUCUUAGCAAUGAGGCUUUCUCGUCAAUGUCUGGUUGGUUUAUGGAAAUCUGGAGUUGUACAGCAUGUGAAAAGAUGGGUUUUUGAGAAGAUCAAGAAUAUCAAUGAUGAUAUAAUGAUGAUGAUUAUAUUUCCUAUCGUUGAGUUUAUUAUCCCUUUUCCGGUAAGAAUGAAUUUGGGGAUGGCAUGGCCAGAGGAUGUUGAUCAAGCUACUGCCUCAACAUGGUACCUGAAAUGGCAGUCUGAUGCAGAAAUAAAUUUCAAAUCCAGGAAGGGGGAUGAUAUCCAAUGGUUUCUUUGGUUCUUAAUUAGAAGCAUAGUAUAUGGCUAUGUAUUAUUUAAUGUGCUCCGUUUUUUGAAGAGGAAGAUUCCAAGGUUUCUUGGAUACGGGCCUUUACGUAGAAAUCCAAACUUGCGAAAAUUGCGGAGAGUGAAAGCUUAUUUUAGAUUUAAAUUAAGGAGAAGAAUACGUAGAAAAAAGGAGGGCAUUGAUCCAAUAAGAUCUGCUUUUGAUCAAAUGAAGAGGGUAAAGAACCCACCAAUAAGACUAAAGGACUUCGCUAGUGUUGAAUCAAUGAGAGAAGAAAUUAAUGAAGUUGUGGCGUUUCUACAAAAUCCCAGUGCAUUCAGAGAAAUGGGUGCUUGUGCACCUCGGGGAGUGCUCAUUGUAGGUGAGAGGGGAACAGGGAAAACAUCCCUAGCACUUGCUAUAGCUGCAGAAGCCAAGGUGCCUGUUGUUGAAGUUAAGGCUCAACAGUUGGAGGCUGGUUUAUGGGUUGGCCAAAGUGCAUCAAAUGUUAGGGAACUUUUCCAAACAGCAAGGGAUCUGGCACCUGUUAUAAUCUUUGUUGAGGAUUUUGACCUGUUCGCUGGUGUUCGUGGAAAGUUUAUUCACACUAAAGAGCAGGACCAUGAGGCUUUUAUUAAUCAACUUCUUGUGGAACUUGAUGGGUUUGAGAAACAGGAUGGGGUUGUCUUAAUGGCUACUACUAGAAACCUCAAGCAAAUUGACCAGGCCUUACAACGGCCUGGUCGAAUGGAUAGAAUAUUUCAUCUUCAACGGCCUACUCAACUUGAAAGGGAGAAAAUCUUGCGUAUUGCAGCAAAAGAAUCCAUGGACCAUGAACUCAUAGAACUCGUAGAUUGGAAAAAGGUUGCUGAAAAGACAGCUCUCUUACGGCCUGUAGAGUUAAAGCUUGUUCCUUUAGCAUUGGAAGGUAGCGCCUUUAGGAGCAAAUUCCUUGACACAGAUGAACUUAUUAGUUACUGUGGCUGGUUUGCGAGUUUCAGUGACGCUGUUCCCAAAUGGCUGAGGGAAAUAAAAAUUGUGAAGGGGAUCAGCAGAUGGCUAGUAAAUCAUCUAGGACUGACUUUGACAAAGGAUGAUAUGCAGAAUGUUGUUGAUCUGAUGGAACCAUAUGGUCAAAUAAGCAAUGGAAUUGAACUUCUUAACCCUCCACUUGAUUGGACAAGAGAGACAAAGUUCCCACAUGCUGUAUGGGCUGCUGGUCGAGGUCUCAUUGCUCUUAUUCUACCAAAUUUUGAUGUUGUUGAUAAUAUAUGGCUUGAGCCAUUUUCUUGGGAGGGAAUAGGGUGCACAAAGAUUACUAAGGCCAAGGAUGAAGAAUCUAUGAAUGGAAAUGUAGAAACAAGAUCAUACCUUGAAAAAAAGCUUGUAUUCUGCUUUGGUUCAUAUGUUGCAGCCCAAAUGCUACUUCCUUUUGGUGAAGAAAAUUUUCUUUCUUCAUCAGAACUCAAGCAGGCACAGGAGAUAGCCACACGGAUGGUGAUUCAAUAUGGAUGGGGUCCUGAUGAAAGUCCUACAAUUUACUUCUGUAGUAACGCGACAACAGCAUUGAGUAUGGGUAACAAUCAUGAGUUUGAGAUGGCAGCCAAAGUUGAGAAGAUUUAUGAUUCAGCAUAUGACAAAGCAAAGAAUAUGCUUCAAAAGAACCGCAAAGUUCUUGAAAAGAUUGUAGAAGAGUUGCUUGAGUUUGAAAUAUUGACAGGAAAGGAUUUGCAAAGGAUUUUUUAUGAGAAUGGUGGGAUUCAAGAGAAAGAACCAUUUUUUUUGUCAAACCUUUAUGACAAGGAGCUCGAAUCUAGCUAUUCUGUUGAUGGCCGGAACGCAUCAGCAACUGCUCUUUUAGGUCUGGCAACGUAGAGAGGAAAAGAAAGGUUGUCAGGACUGACAUGGAAAAAUGAAGAGAAAACACCAUCUUAUGCUUCUGAAGUUCAAAGUUUAGGUGCUCUAACGGAUAAUGAGAUUUCUGUUGUAUUAUAAUUUUUUCAGUUUUAAUUUUUUGAUCCUUUCUAAACAUGCUAAAGGGAUGUUAAUGUAAACACUAUUGUACAGUACCGGGUUAAAAUUUUGAGUGGAUGAGAAGAGGCUGCACUUCUUUUUUUAAUUUUCUCAACCAUGUAAAUUUGAAUAAAAUUUACCGGGUUAGAAAUUAUGUUCCAUUAGUAUCAAUAAAAUUAUAUAAGCGCUUAGUACUA
Molecule: messenger RNA, 5365 nt
Organism: Nelumbo nucifera (sacred lotus)
Lineage: Eukaryota; Viridiplantae; Streptophyta; Magnoliopsida; Proteales; Nelumbonaceae
Source: RefSeq, a predicted model, not a curated record